This is a messenger RNA of Trematomus bernacchii (emerald rockcod), 2641 nucleotides long. Its product is annotated as cylicin-2-like. NCBI's taxonomy places the organism in Eukaryota, Metazoa, Chordata, Actinopteri, Perciformes, Nototheniidae. The transcript is spliced from 24 exons. Bases 87 to 1877 code for a protein of 596 amino acids. The record is from RefSeq and is a predicted model, not a curated record.
CUGUUUUCCCCACCAUAAAACUCUUGAACUCUACACACACCUUGUCUUUAGGUGGGUCAAUGGACAGAGGAGAAGUCUGGACCUAGAUGGCGUCCACCCCCCCAAAAGCUCCAGCUGGAGCAGGCGCUGCAGGUGUGCAGUGGCCAGAGCCCGCAGCUCACGGGUGUUUGCAGCCGCUCCCUGAGGUGCCAGAGCCUGCAGACCUGGGAAAGGUAGACGGAACCAAGAGUAAACCUGGACUCCCCGAAGGAGAAGGAGAUGGACAGAAGUUCUCACUUGACAGCUCUCUGUCAUCCUCGGACAGCGAGGAUGAGGGUAUCGGCAAGAAAAAGAAGAAGCUGAAGAAGAAGAAGAAGAAAGAUUCCAGCUCGUCCUCUUCAUCUUCCUCCUCCUCUUCCUCCUCCAGUAGCUCUUCAGACAGUGACAGUGACAGUGACAGUGAGGAUGACAAGAAGAAGAAGAAAAAGAAGAAGAAGAAGAACAAGUAUGACCAGAGAGAGUAUGUCUGGGACAGUAUUAUCCUAUGUCACGAUGAUCAACUGGAACCCAAUAGUGCAGAUGGUAGUAUGAUAAGCGAGGACUUCAACUCAUCGGAUGACGAGGAUGACAAGGAGAAAGACAAGAAGAAAAAGAAGAAGAAGGACAAGAAGAAGAAGAAAAAGAAGAAGAAGGAUUCGUCUUCAUCUGACAGUUCAUCGUCCGACAGCGAGGAUGAAAAGAAAAAGAAGAAGAAGAAAAAGAAGAAGAAGAAGAAGACGAAGGACUCCUGCUCCUCUUCUUCAGACAGUUCCUCCUCUUCAUCAUCCUCCUCUGACAGUGAGGAUGACAAAAAGAAAAAGAAGAAGAAAGACAAGAAGAAGAAGAAAAAGAAAGACAAGAAAAAGGAUUCUAGCUCUUCAUCUUCUGACUGCGAUAAAGAUAAGAAGAAAAAGAAGAAGAAGAAGGACAACAAAAAGGAUGAAGAGCAAAAGGAGCUCUGCUUUGUUCUUUCAGCAACUGACGGUGAGAUUGCAGGACCGUGUGCUGAUGGAGAUAAGAAGAAAGCUGCAGACAAGGCCAAGAAAGAGCCUAAAGCAGCAGGAGAAGACAAGCUGUCCGUUUCAUGUGCAGAGGGAGCAAAAGCAUUCCCUGAUUGUAUUGAGGAUGGCAACAUGAGUGAUGAUGAGGGAGAAGGAGAGAAGGACAAGGAGAAAAAGAAGAAGUUGAAGAAGAAAAAGGGUUCUGGUUCAUCUUCUGACAGUGAGGAUGAUAAGAAAGACAAGAAGAAGAAAAAGAAGAAGAAGGAAAAGGACUCCUCCAGCUCCUCCUCUUCUUCAUCAUCUGAUAGCUCAGACAGCGAAGAUGACAAGAAGAAGAAGAAGAUGAAGAAGAAGAAGGAUAAGGAUUCCAGCUGUUCCUCAUCCUCUGAUAGUGAAGAGGACCAGAAGAAAAAGAAGAAAAAGAAGAAGAAGAAGUCCUGCUCUUCUGAAGAUAGCUCCUCCCCUUCCUCUGAUAGUGAUGAUGACAAGAAGAAAAAGACCAAGACAGAUAAGAAAAAGAAGAAGGAUAAGAAGAAGAAAAAGGACAAAAAGAAGAAGAAGGAUUCUUCUUCUGAGACCUCAAGCGAUUCUUCUAGCGAUGAUGAUAAGAAGAAAAAGAAGAAGAAGAAGGAUAAAAAGAAGAAGAAGAAGAACAAGAAAGACAAGAAAGAGGACUCCGAUUCUUCUAGCAGUGAUGACGACAAGAAGAAAAAGAAGAAGAAGGACAAGAAGAAGAAAAAGAAGAAGGACAAAAAGAAGGACUCCAGAUCAUCUGAUAGUUCCAGCGGCAGUGACAAGGAAAAUAAAAAGGACAAGAAGGACAAGAAGAAAAAGUGUUCAGGGUCAUCCGGGAAGUGAAAAUGAAAAGAGGGAAAGCCCUCAUGGUGAGGUAACCGGCGAGCCAAAAAUGGAAGCUUCUGGCUCCGGUGGGGGCAGACUUUCAGGUCCCAGCGGCAGCUUCUGUAAGCCAGCCGGCGCUCCUGGUGUUGCUCCUGGUGUUGCUCCUGGUGUUGCUCCUGGUGUUGCUCCUGGUGUUGCUCCUGGUGUUGCUCCUGGUGUUGCUCCUGGUGGGGCUCCUCCUCCUGCUCUUCUUCCUGGUGCUCAUGUCGUCUCCUACGUGUCUCUCCCAUCCAAACCCCUUGUGAAGCUGGAUCCAAGUCUCUCAGCGGCCUCCAAGCCCUCUUUCUCUGUUUCCUCCCUGAGUCCCGGGGAUAGGUUUCGCAGACCUCCCAGCCCCAUGGAGGCUCUGAUGGGGAGCCCAAGGAGGUCCGGAGAUACUGGGACCCAUUCCACCUCCCACCUCACCUCAAGUGACAUAUUGAAAGGCCCCAGGCCUUACCAACGAUGAGAUGUCAUAGACCGAAUAAGAUGUUACUGACACAGCUUACAUGACCCUUGAGGAUGUUUUUGCUCUAAUGAUGCCCUGAUUUUAUGCAAUAAACUGUUCAACUUGAGGAAGAUAAUUACCCUAUGAAAACAAUUAUAAUGAAAAAGUAUGAAUAGUUCUUAAUUAGCUUUUUUAAUUGGUAAGACUAAGCAUAUUUGUGGCAGAAUCGUAAUUUUAUAAUCACAUGAAAUAAUUCAAAAACCUUGCUGUGUGGAAUAAAAAAAGCAUAAUUUUA